AAUUAGUACAAAACAACUACAACAACCGAAGAGACGCUUCAGUUUUCCAAAACAGCAACUUUAUCAUCUCAAACUCAACUACUCUGUCUUCAUAUCUUCCUUUUGAAUAUCAAAACAAGAGCAAAUUCCUCAAACUGUACUCAUUUCUUCCCAGUUCUGUUUUGAGCUUAUUUCAAUUACUUGAAAAAACAUGGUCAAAAAAUGUGAAGGACUUGCUGUUGGAAUAGACCUUGGCACAACGUAUUCAUGUGUUGCAGUAUGGCAGGAGCAACACUAUCGAGUUGAGAUCAUUCACAACGAUCAAGGAAACAAAAUAACACCGUCGUGUGUUGCUUUCACUGAAGAUCAAAGGUUGAUUGGUGAUGCUGCUAAGAAUCAAGCUGCUUUCAACCCUCAAAACACUGUCUUUGAUGCUAAGAGGUUAAUUGGUAGGAAGUUUAGUGAUCAAGUGGUUCAAGAUGAUAUAAUGUUGUGGCCAUUUAAGGUCACUGCCGGUGUCAAUGACAAACCCAUGAUUACAGUUAAGUACAAGGAUCAGGAGAAAUAUAUGUGUGCCGAAGAAGUAUCAUCUAUGGUACUCACAAAGAUGCGAGAAAUUGCUGAGUCAUAUUUAGAAUCCCCGGUUAAAAAUGCAGUUGUUACUGUGCCAGCAUAUUUCAAUGACUCUCAGCGAAAAGCAACUAUAGAUGCAGGUGCUAUUGCUGGCCUCAAUGUUAUGAGGGUAGUGAACGAACCUACUGCCGCAGCUGUUGCUUAUGGCCUUGACAAGAGAACUGAUUGCGCUGAAGAGAGAAAUAUUUUUGUCUUUGAUCUUGGUGGUGGCACUUUUGAUGUGUCUCUACUAACGAUUAAAAAUAACAACUUCCGAGUUAUUGCAACUGCAGGAAACACUCACCUUGGUGGAGAAGACUUUGAUAAUAGAAUGGUGAACUACUUUGUACAAGAGUUCAAGAAAAAGAACAAACUAGACAUAAGUGGAAAUCCAAAAGCUUUGAGGAGGUUGAGAACAGCUUGCGAGAGAGCUAAAAGAUCACUUUCGUUCCUUGUUGUCUCCACUAUUGAAAUAGAUUCUUUAUUUGAAGGCAUUGAUUUUUGUUCCCCAAUCAAUCGUGCCAAGUUUGAGGAAAUAAAUAUGGAUCUUUUCGAUGAGUGUAUGAAAACUGUUGAGAGUUGUCUUACAGAUGCUAACAUGGACAAGAGUAAUGUAGAUGAUGUCGUCCUUGUUGGGGGGUCUUCUAGGAUUCCCAAAGUGCAGCAGCUAUUACAAGACUUUUUCAAUGGGAAAGAGCUGUGCAAAAACAUUAACCCUGAUGAGGCUGUAGCUUAUGGGGCAGCUGUUCAGGCUGCUUUGUUGAGUGAAGACGUUAAGAAUGUUCCCAAGUUGGUGCUGCAGGAUGUUACACCUUUGUCUCUAGGUAGGAAGGUGGUAGGAGAUAUCAUGGCUGUGGUGAUUCCUAGGAACACUUCCAUUCCUGUCAAGAAAACCGGACAAUUUUGUACAGGUGUAGAUAACCAAACCAGAUCCUUGAUAGAGGUUUAUGAGGGUGAGAGAACAAGAGCAAGUGACAACAAUUUGCUUGGUUCCUUUUAUCUUUCUGGUCAUACCGCUGCCCCUCGUGGCCACCCUGUCGAUGUUUGUUUCGCUAUUGAUGAAAAUGGUAUUUUGACAGUUUCUGCUACAAAUAAUGCUUCUGGAAAUUCGAAUCAGAUUACCAUAACCAAUUACAAAGAAAGGUUGUCAAGUGAAGAAAUAAAAAAGUUAAUUAAAGAAGCUGAGAAUUAUCAUAUUGAAGACAAGAAAUUCCUAAGGAAGGCCAAAGCAGUGAAUGCAUUGGAUGAGUACAUUUACAAAAUGAAAAUUUCUUUACAGAAGGAGGAUGUUAAUAUGAAGCUCUCGUCCGAGGAAAUUGGGAAUAUUGAAUCUGCAAUAACAGUGGCAACAAAUUUGCUUAGUGUGAAUCACCAGCAGGUGGAAGCAGAUGUUCUGGAGGAUCAUCUUAAAGGGCUCGAGAGUAGGAUGGAACAAAUUAUAGUCAAGACUAUUUAGUUUUUUAUUUAUUUUUUCUGUAUUGAUAUUUUAACCAUGGUCUUUCUGUUUAGCAGCAUUAUCUAAUACUAGUAGUUAAGUAAGUUUUGUUGAAGUUUAAAGUGGAAAUUGUUACUUUCAGUCAGCUAUAUAAACUAGCAUCAACUUGCUGAAACUGUGAUGUAGGUACUCCUGUUUCCGUUGCAGUUAUUUUAUAUUUUAUAUUUUAUUUUAUUAGUUUACAAAGCAAACCAAAUAUGAAAGGCUUUUACUUUAGUCUUCUUCAAUGGCUGUAAUCAGUUGGUUGAUAUAUUGAAGUUUUAAAGUUUUAAGC
Molecule: messenger RNA, 2360 nt
Organism: Trifolium pratense (red clover)
Lineage: Eukaryota; Viridiplantae; Streptophyta; Magnoliopsida; Fabales; Fabaceae
Product: heat shock cognate 70 kDa protein-like
Exons: 2
Coding region: 191-2047 (618 amino acids)
Biological process (GO): protein refolding; cellular response to unfolded protein
Cellular component (GO): cytoplasm
Molecular function (GO): ATP-dependent protein folding chaperone; ATP binding; heat shock protein binding
Source: RefSeq, a predicted model, not a curated record